CACACACACGCACGCACCGCACACACACACACACACACACACGCACACGGCAGUCCAUACAGUGAUUGCAAUGAUGACAUCGCCACAACAAGCCACCGCGCUCAUGGAGACGCCGCGGCUGACGACGGCGCUGCGCACGUUCACGAGCUACAGCGAGGAUGAGGAAUUCGCGCAAGGUGUUCUCUCGGACCAGGAGCUGGAGGCGCUGAUCCAACGAAAGAAGGCCAAGCAGCACGCAGAUCUGGAUGAGUCCGAGGUGAGCGACGCAGAGGACACAGAGUCAGCUGCAGCGAGUAAGCAGCAGGAUAGCAGCGGUGGGCAGGAUGUCGUGAUGGCAGAGUUUGGCGUCAAGGUGGCCUUUGACAAGGUUCAGUCACAGACGCUGGACGAGCUGCUGCUGGAGGCCCAGCGGUACCGUGCACGCGAGCGCGCUCGCCAGCUGCAAACAGCGCGGCGCGUGCAAGCUGAGGAGCAGGCAAAGGCCACCAAGGUUCUCCUCACGAGCGCACGCAAGCCGGGCCAGCGCAAAGCGAAACAGCCGCAGCAGGCUGCAGCCCCGAAAGCGCCGUCAUCAUCAUCAUCGCCGCCAUCGUCGUCCGCAUCAGCACAACAAGCCGCUGCAUCUGGUGGACCAGGUGCGCACCUGCCCCGCAAGUGGCUGCGACAGAAGUGCCGCCAGCAUUUUGACACCGCUGCUGCAGACAACAUCCGCGCGGCCGUGUUUGAUCUUCUUGCCGGCCCAAAGUCCACAGACGAAUUGCAGAACGACCUCUUCGACCUCCUGGGCUUUGAGAGGUUUGAGUUGAUCCAGGAGCUGCUGGAGAAGCGUGUGGACAUUGUCGCCGCCGAGGAGCGCGCAGUCAUGGAGACUGCUGCUAGCGCGUCGUCGUCUUCUCGUAAAUCCCGCAACCAGCCGCAGCUGCCAAUGCAAGCGGGACCCAUCGGCCCGGGCGUUGUCAUCAUGUCUGAAGCAGAGAAGAAGCUCAUGAAAAAGCACAGGCGCGAGGAGCGAAAGCAAGCGCGUGCCGUGGCCAAGGCGAAGAAGCAGCUUGAAGAGGAAGGCGGCGACGCAUCGGACAUCAAGUCCAUCCUCGGUUUCGAUCCAGAAGCUGCGCGGUUGGCGCGUGAACGACAGCUCGCCCGCGCCGCUGCCCGGAGCGUCUUUGCAUCGCCGUCCACAGCGCAGCGUGUGGAGGAUCGGCCCAAGUAUCCGUUUGUGUUUGAUUCCGCACUUGAAAACCGCUUGAAGGGCGCGUAUGUGUACGGUGCAAAGGUGAUGCUGCCUGCUGAUGCGACGCGCACCGACAGCAAAACGCACGAGUCCAUUGUCAUUCCACCGGUUCAGCGUCGCGCGCCCAUGACGGGGGAGCGACGGGUGGCCGUCCACGACCUCAACUACGUUGGGCAGCUCGCCUUCCAGGGAUACGAGAGCCUCAACCGCAUCCAGAGCAUUGUCUUUGACACCGCUUACACGACAAACCACAACCUCCUCAUCUGUGCCCCAACUGGUGCCGGAAAGACAAACAUCGCCAUGCUCACCGUCCUUCGCUGCAUCGAGCAGCACAUUGAGCAAGGCGUUGUACAGAAGGACAAGUUCAAGAUUGUGUACAUUGCUCCAAUGAAGGCCCUUGCAGCAGAAAUGACAGAAACAUUCGGACGGAGGCUGGCGCCGCUCAACCUGGCAGUGCGGGAGCUGACGGGUGACAUGCAGCUGACCAAGGCCGAGAUCAUCCGCACGAACAUGCUCGUGACAACGCCAGAGAAGUGGGAUGUGGUGACGCGCAAAGGGAUGGGCGAUGUUGCGCUGACGCAGCUGGUCAAGCUGCUGAUCAUUGACGAGGUGCAUCUCCUCCACGACGAGCGCGGUGCUGUGAUCGAGUCACUCGUGGCCCGCACCCUUCGCCAGGUCGAGAGCUCCCAGUCCAUGAUCCGUAUUGUUGGCCUGUCCGCCACCCUCCCAAACUACGUGGACGUCGCCAACUUUCUCCGCGUGAACCCGCACAAGGGCCUGUUCCACUUUGACGGCGGGUUCCGGCCCGUGCCGCUGCAGCAGUCGUUUGUCGGCGUCAAGGGCAAGAACAGGUUUGCCGUCAACGAUGAGAUGGACAAGCUGUGCUUCGACGUGGUGCUGGAGAACGUCCUGCGCGGGGAGCAGGUGAUGGUGUUUGUGCACUCGCGCAACGGCACGCUCAACACCGCCGCGCGCCUCAUUGACCUCGCCACCAAGGAGAACCAGAUGGCCGCAUUCGACUGCUCCGACAGCAAGGAGUUUCCUCUCGCCCAGAAGGCCUUUGCCCGCUGCAAACACAAGCAGCUCAAGUCCUUCCUCGGAAACGGAUUCGCGGUCCACCACGCCGGCCUGCUUCGCUCCGAUCGAAACGUCGUUGAGAAGUACUUUGCAAAGAAGCUCAUCAAGGUGCUUGUGUGCACGGCCACGCUUGCCUGGGGUGUGAACCUUCCAGCACACGCUGUCGUCAUCAAAGGCACGGAGCUCUAUGAUGCGACGCGCGGUCAAAUCGUCGAUUUGGGCAUUCUUGACGUGCAACAGAUCUUUGGCCGAGCGGGGCGACCGCAGUUUGACACGUUUGGGGAGGCGACACUGAUGACAACGCACGACAAGCUGAGCCACUACAUCACGCGCAUCAUGAACCAGCGGCCCAUCGAGUCAAACUUCCUCUCCCGGCUGCCAGACAACCUCAACGCCGAGGUGGCGCUGGGCACGGUGACAGACGUCAGGGAGGCGGUGGCCUGGCUAAGCUACACGUACCUGUACGUGCGCAUGCUGAAGAACCCCCAUGUGUACGGGCUGACACCAAAGGAGGCGAAUGAGGACGUGAUGCUGGAGCGCCACCGCGAGAAGAUGAUCAUUGAAGCGGCACGACAGCUCGACGACCGGCGCAUGCUGCGGUUCCAGGAGACGGCCGGGUACCUCAGCAGCACCGAUGUGGGCAGGAUUGCCAGCCACUUUUACAUCAGCGCAGAGACAAUUGAGAUGUACAACACGGCGUUUAAGCCGCACAUGGCCGAAGCAGAACUCAUUACUAUGGUCGCAAAGUCGUCAGAGUUUACCCAAAUCAAGGUGCGAGACGAAGAGCUUGACGAGCUCGAUUACCUCAAGCGCGAGUACUGUGUCCUCCACCCCGUCCUCGGCGGAUCAGAGAACACGUACGGCAAGGUCAACAUCCUCCUGCAGGCCUACAUCUCGCAAGCGCCCCUGCGCUCGUUCUCGCUCACCUCCGACAUGAAUUACGUAGCAAAGAACGCCGGCCGUCUGCUGCGUGGUCUCUUUGAGAUUGCGCUGCGCCGCAGCCUGGCAACACUUGUGCCCAAGCUGCUCACGCUCUGCCUGUGCGUGGACCGCCGCCUGUGGUGGCACAUCAACACGCCCCUGCGGCAGCUCGGCAACUUCCUGCCCAACGAGAUGUACAAUAAGAUUGAGGGGCGUGGCAUGGAUCUGUUUGAGAUUCUCGACAUGCCCGAAGACGAACUCGGUCACUGGCUGCGGCACGUGCGCAUGGGAGACAAGGUGAAGCAAGCUGCGCAAUUGAUACCGAUGAUUGAGAUGGAUGCUGUCAUCCGUCCGGUCACACGGACGGUCCUGAAGGUCAUUCUCACCAUCGAGCCCGCUUUCAACUGGCGCACCCGCUUCCACGGCAAAUCCCAGUCGUGGUGGAUCAUCGUCGAGGACCCGGACACGGAGCACCUGUACCACACGGAGCUGUUUUCCCUCCAGGCAGACAAGUGUCUUGCACGCAACGAAUCCGACCGCCUGCAAACGCUGGAGUUCACCAUCCCCAUCUUCGAGCCGCUGCCGACGCAGUACUUUGUGCGCGCCAUGUCCAACCACUGGCUCGGCUCCGAGACGGUGAUCCCGCUCUCCUUCCGCGACCUCAUUCUCCCGCAGUUGCACCCGCCGCACACGCCCCUGCUCGACCUGCAGCCGCUGCCAACAGCAGCACUACACGACAAGAAGCUUGAGGCGCUCUACCCGUACACGCACUUCAACCCCGUGCAGACGCAGGUGUUCCACACGCUGUACCACACGGACCACAACGCCCUGGUCGGCGCGCCCACUGGCUCCGGCAAGACGGUUGCCGGCGAGCUGGCCAUCUACCGCGUAAUGCGCGAAUACCCGGGGAAGAAGGCUGUGUACAUCGCCCCUCUCAAGGCGCUUGUUCGCGAGCGCAUUGAGGAUUGGAAGGUCCGGUUUGGGGAGAAGCUUGGCAAGAAGGUGGUUGAGUUGACUGGCGACGUGACGCCGGAUGCUCGCGCCAUCGAGCGUGCAGAUGUCAUUGUCACCACACCUGAGAAGUGGGAUGGCAUUUCCCGCUCGUGGCAGAGCAGAAACUACGUUCGCAAGGUUGUGCUGCUGGUGAUUGAUGAGAUCCACCUCCUUGGUGGCGACCGUGGUCCCGUGCUGGAAGUGAUUGUGUCGCGUACAAACUACAUUUCGGCGCACACCGCACACAAAGUGCGUGUUGUGGGCCUGUCCACUGCACUCGCCAACGCGCACGACCUGGCCAACUGGCUCGGCAUCACGCGCGCCGGCCUGUUCAACUUCAAGCCAAGCGUGCGCCCCGUGCCGCUCACCAAGCACAUCCAGGGCUUCCCCGGCAAGCACUACUGCCCGCGUAUGGCGAGCAUGAACAAGCCCGCAUACUCUGCCAUCCGCACGCACUCGCCCACGAAGCCAGCGCUCAUCUUCGUGUCGAGUCGCCGGCAGACGCGUCUCACCGCCCUCGACCUCAUCUCCUGCUGCGUCUCCGACGACCAGCCGAAGCAGUGGCUGCACAUGAGCGAGGUUGAGAUGGAAUCCCUCCUCACCACCAUCCGCGAUGCGAACCUGCGGCACGCGCUCAGCUUUGGCAUCGGCAUGCACCACGCUGGUCUGCACGAGCGCGAUCGCAAGGUGGUUGAGGAGCUGUUCUUGAAUCAGAAGAUCCAGGUCCUUGUCGCCACCGCAACGCUGGCGUGGGGUGUCAACUUGCCUGCCCAUCUCGUGAUUGUGAAAGGAACGGAGUUCUUCGACGGAAAGACGAAGCGCUACGUCGACUUUGACAUCACAGAUGUGCUGCAGAUGACGGGACGCGCCGGCCGCCCGCAGUUUGACGAUCACGGUGUUGCUGUCAUCUUUGUCCAGGACACGAAGAAGCAUUUCUACAAGAAGUUUAUGCACGAGCCCUUCCCUGUGGAGAGCAGCCUUGCUGAGCAGCUGCCAAACCACAUCAACGCAGAGAUUGUUGCCGGCACCAUCACCUCGAAGCAGGAGGCGAUGGACUACCUGACGUGGACGUAUUUCUACCGCAGACUGGUCAUGAACCCGAGCUACUACGGUCUCACUGACACGUCACAGGAUGACAUCAACCAGUUCUUGUCCGAGCUUGUUGAGCACACGGUUGCAGAGUUGGAGGCGUCGCGGUGUGUGGUGAUCGAUGACGACCAGAUGUCGCUUGAGCCGGAUGUGUUUGGGCGCAUUGCAUCCUACUACUAUCUCCAGCACGAGACGAUGCGCCUCUUUGACCGCGAGAUUGUCGACCACAUGAACAUCCAGAACAUCCUCAAGGUUCUGGCGCAUGCGAAGGAGUUUGAGGAGCUGCCUGUGCGCCACAAUGAAGACCAACUCAACGCCAUCUUGGCCAAGCAGUGUCCGAUCGAGGUUCCCGCAAGUGCACUCGAUGAUCCACACGUCAAGACGCACCUCCUUCUCCAGGCCCACUUUGCACGACUGCAACUGCCCAUCGCUGACUACCGCACGGACACCAAGUCUGUGCUGGACCAGUGCAUGCGUGUGCUUCAAGCGAUGGUGGACGCGGCUGCCGACGCCGGCUUCCUCGCCACCGCUCUCAACAUUAUGCACUUGGCGCAGAUGGUUGCGCAAGGGCGCUGGUUCAGUGACUCCUCGCUCCUUGCCCUGCCGUUCAUCGAGCCUGCCCAUGUGGAUGUGUUUGCGCGUAUGAACCCGAGCGUGCUCGUGCUGCCACAGCUGGUGCACUUUGCCAGCGAGGACCGUCGGCAAGCGAAACAGCUGCUGCGGCGGGUGCUGGAUGAGGGUCGUGCUCACAAGGUCCUCUCUGCGCUGGACGGCCUUCCCCGUAUCCGCGUCUCCAUCGCCAUGCACGGUGUGGAUGCAAGCAAGCUCGCCACAGACUCCGAAUACACGCUCAAGGUUGAGCUGCGUCGCGACAACCCCACGCGAAAGCGGGCGGCGGUGGCGCCACGCUUCCCCAAGCCCAUUGACGAGAGCUGGUGGCUCGUCAUCGGCAAUGAGGCGACCGGGGAGCUGGUUGCUCUGAAACGCAUGGGCCCCAUCCUCAACUCUGCCACCACCACCAUCACCUUCUACACCCCAGAGGAGCCUGGAGCGCAUGGGUAUUCGUUCUACUUGAUGUCCUCCACGUAUCUUGGGCUGGACCAGCAGCUCUCGUUCCGCUUCACGUGCACAGAACAGCACGACAACGACAACGACAACGACGACGACGACGACGACGACGACGAUGAGAGCAUGUUUGAUGCGAAGACGAGGAUGAGGGGUGUGGCUGUGAAGGAGGUUUCGCCAGAAGUCAAGGCUUGAUGAAUUAUGGCCGUAUCUUCCAAUAAAUCUACGCAACUCGCGA
Messenger RNA from Salpingoeca rosetta, 6614 nucleotides. Its product is annotated as RNA helicase. Gene Ontology annotation, molecular function: ATP hydrolysis activity; ATP binding; nucleic acid binding. NCBI's taxonomy places the organism in Eukaryota, Choanoflagellata, Craspedida, Salpingoecidae. The record is from RefSeq and is a predicted model, not a curated record. The coding region runs from base 71 to 6571 and encodes 2166 amino acids. The transcript is spliced from 26 exons.